CAUUCGAGCUUAUACAGUGCAAGUGUAUGAUGACUCUGCCGAUGUUUAUUUCUUUGCAUCCGUCGAUGCCAUUAGCUAUGGCUUCACGUACCCAGACGGCACAGGGUUGAUACAAUUGCGCUAUGAUGAUACAAUCUAUAUUGACAACAGCUUGUGUAUACGCCUGCUACAUCUAAACGGCACGUUGACGAAAUUUACUGUGCCGUUGGUCUGUGACGCCGAUUGCUUACAGCAAGCUUAUCCGCUUAAUGAUGGAUAUGUGUUUGUAACGCUGACAAGCAGUAACAAAAGUGCGAAUGGGACGUUGGUUGAUUGGAAUGGGCAAGUAUUACAACGUGACGUGAUGCUUACUGAUAUCCCUGUCGACGGCCAAUGGCCACCACUUGUAAAAGCUAAUGUCAACCCAGAUAAGGAUUUUCUUGUAGUAACCAGAAACAAGAAUGUAGUUUUAUGGAAAAUUUUCAACGCACCACGCAACCAGCCCGACCCCGAUGCGCCGGCUCGUCAGAUAUUGUUUCCAAUCACUUUCAAGUCAAAUGGUGAUCGGUCACAGAGAACAGUGCAGCAGAUUAUUGAUGACCUUGAUGAUUUAAUUAAGAAUAAAGGUUAUAAUUCGUUUUCACGGGAGUAUCCUACUAGUUACCUAGAUGAAACAUUUGGGUUUUCACCUGUUGCCAAUUUAUGGGAAACUUAUAAAUUUAAGCUAAUUGGAGUGCUUGCUGGUCUUUUGGUAUUGUUGGUUAUAUAUUAUUUUGCAAGACGGAAGUAUCCAGAGGGUCAAAGUUUUCUUGUCGUAAAGCUUGCUUUAAUACUUGCAGAUUUGAGUCUUGAUAUCGCAUUUGUGCUCUCAAGUGCAAAAAAUGUUCAAAGAAUACAUACAGCAAGUAUAAUUUGUUUAAUAGUUUCUCUCACUUUUAAUGCUGGCCUGGCAUUUUCGAUCUUAAUGAGAGAAAUAAGUAAAAAUGUUAAAUUUCAAGAAUGGUUCAGUCAGAAUAUUCUGUAUAGACAUCUAACAGUCUCAUAUGAUAUUAUUCCAUUCUUGUCAUUGGUAAUGAGCUCCAUCAUCUUGACUUCUAAUAUUAUUGGACAUGUUUAUGAUGGAUAUAUAAAAUGGAAAGAAAGAAACAAGGCCAAGGGGAUGGAUGCACUUGAUGUACAGGAGGAUGAGAAAGAUUGA
This is a messenger RNA of Paraglomus brasilianum, 1177 nucleotides long. Lineage: Eukaryota; Fungi; Glomeromycota; Glomeromycetes; Paraglomerales; Paraglomeraceae. The record is from the annotation of a GenBank genome assembly.